GUGAGUAAGCUAAUGGGGUGUCAUGGGGCCUCCUUGGGAGGGGCAGGGCACACGGAAGAGGACGACUGUGAGCAGCAUUGGCUGGGUGAGGGGUGAAGUCAGCCGUGGCUGGACCCGAGUGAAGAACGUGGACAGCAAUGGCCCUGCCCUUCCAUCUGGCUUGGCUUUGAAGACCAGCUCGCUGACAGCUUUGAGCCUUUUGAAGUCCCGGAGUUGGCCAGAUUGAUGGAUGCUUAGGGAGAUAGUAGAGUCCAAACAAGCAAACCCAAGGGACACUGGGGGAAGCAGCAGAUGGAGAAGCCUGGAAUGGUCCCCCCUCCGCCGGGAGAGGAAAGCCAGACCGUCAUCCUUCCACCGGGCUGGCAAAGCUACUUGUCCCCCCAGGGCCGGCGUUACUAUGUCAACACAACCACCAAUGAGACCACCUGGGAGCGCCCCGGAAGUUCUCCUGGGAUCCCAGCCAGCCCUGGCACUCAGAGGAGCCCUGUGCCUCCGACAGUGAAUGGAUACCACGCAUCAGGGACCCCAGCGCACCCUCCCGAGACUGCCCACAUGAGUGUCCGAAAAUCCACCGGUGAUCCCCAGAACCUGGGAUCCUCGUCACCAGGCAAAAAACAGAGCAAGGAAAACACCAUCACGAUAAACUGUGUGACAUUCCCUCACCCAGACACGAUGCCAGAGCAGCAGCUGCUGAAACCAACAGAGUGGAGCUAUUGCGACUAUUUCUGGGCUGAUAAGAAGGACCCCCAAGGCAACGGCACGGUGGCUGGGUUUGAAUUGCUGCUUCAGAAACAACUGAAGGGCAAACAGAUGCAGAAGGAAAUGUCAGAAUUCAUUCGGGAAAGGAUAAAGAUUGAAGAAGAAUAUGCGAAGAACUUGGCUAAGCUCUCUCAGAACUCCUUGGCUGCACAGGAGGAAGGCUCCCUGGGAGAAGCGUGGGCGCAGGUGAAGAAGAGCCUGGCGGACGAGGCCGAAGUUCACCUCAAGUUCUCCGCCAAGCUUCACAGCGAGGUAGAGAAGCCCCUGAUGAACUUCCGGGAGAACUUCAAGAAAGACAUGAAGAAGUGUGACCACCACAUCGCUGACCUCCGCAAGCAGCUGGCCAGCCGCUACGCUGCAGUGGAGAAGGCCCGGAAAGCCCUCACGGAGCGGCAGAGAGACCUGGAGAUGAAGACCCAACAGCUGGAGAUCAAGCUGAGCAACAAGACGGAGGAGGACAUCAAGAAGGCUCGGAGGAAGUCCACGCAGGCUGGAGAUGACCUCAUGCGCUGUGUGGACCUCUACAACCAGGCACAGUCCAAGUGGUUCGAGGAGAUGGUGACCACCACAUUGGAGCUGGAGCGGCUGGAGGUGGAGAGGGUAGAGAUGAUCCGGCAACAUCUGUGCCAGUACACACAGCUGCGGCAUGAGACAGACAUGUUCAACCAAAGCACAGUCGAGCCUGUGGACCAACUGCUUCGAAAAGUGGACCCAGCCAAAGACAGGGAGCUGUGGGUCAGAGAGCACAAGACGGGCAACAUCCGCCCUGUGGACAUGGAGAUCUAGACGGGCCCCUGCGGCCCCGAGGUCCCGCUGAGGAGCAAGGAGCGGGGCUGGGGGUCCCCUGGAGAGGAGGUGGUUCCCGCCCUGGGGCCUGCUGACAGGUGGAGCUGCCCUCCCGCCCGCUCCCCUGGUCCCCUGAGGACAGGGAGGGGUGUGGCUCAGCUAGUGAUUCCCGAAGGGCACCCUGGAUGGCCUUGCUGGGAGGUCCCUAGUGUCCCCAGGCCAAGAAGAUGGCUCCACAGCCCCGCCCUUGUCUCUGAGGCCGAAGACCCCCGAAUCCCAUGCUGCGCUUGCCCUUUGAGAACAAACCGAGGCUGGAACUGUGUGGCCCCUGCUGAGUGCCACAGGGUUCCUCUCCCCCCAGAGCCUGCUGUGUCACAUGCCUGUGCCCCUGGAAGCUCCAAGGUCCUCCCUCCAGCUGGCCUCGUGUCUCCAGGGCUUUGGAGGGUCAGGGGAGGGGUCUGUUCUCCAAGCCGAGUGUCAGGAUCACAGUUGCGGAUAGAAGGCACCGUUCAGCUCAACAGCCCGCACUCAGAACCCUUUGCAGCCUCCCCCUUCGUUUUCCCUUUGCAUUCUGGGAGUCCACAUCCUGGCUCUUCUCUGUCACCUGUCAUGAUCAAGAGUCUUGGGAAGAAGGCCUGGCUCCUGUCUUCCCAGACUGACCCUGCCUGGAGAGGUCGGGAUGGAACUACCUCAUUCAGCAAAUCAGCCCUCAGUCCGAGCAUUGAAUCGAGUUUCCCAGUAGAUUAGUAUCCUCUGUGACGUCUCCUCUCUCAAAAUCCCAAUCCACCCAACUUUCAGAUGCUCCCACCCACCCCCUCUUUCCACACUCUUAAAGGGGCUGGGUCAGUCCCAUGUGGGAGACGGGGCAAGUCUUUGUCACCCCCCCAGAUGGCUCUGCCUGCUUGUGCAUGGUGACAUGGAUCGCUGUCCCUUGUAUAGCUUUCUCUCUUUGGUGGUCACUCUACAGGCGUUGAAGGCGAACAUGGCCACAGUAGGUUGUCGCCUACGAGGCAGUGUCCACCGCCGUGGCCUCUCGGGGACCUCUGCACAUCCCAGGGCCCUGCAUCAAGCCCCGCUUGGUGCUGGUGCAUCUUCCGCUUUCUUCAUCUCCCAGUCUCUGGGGAAGCCUGGUCUGAGUGUGACCUAGGGAGCUUUCGGGGCUGCCGUCGGGUCCUUGCUCAUCACUUCCUCCUUUUCGAACCACAGCAGACAUGCUGUCCGUUCCCCUACGUCCUGAGAAUCAGUUCGAAAGGACCAGAGGAAGAAGAGAGACCUGGGGGAGGACAUGCAGCCAGCAGGGGGCAGGUCAUAGCCUGGAACCCAUGCCCUGAGCACCAACCCAUCUCGCCGAUUUGAUCCUUUCCAUUGGUGACUUCGGAUUUACAGGGCCCCUGUGUUUCCCGAGAACACAGAAUUCUAAGAGCACAACGCACGGGUCUUUCAGUCUCACGUGCUAGUAUCUGACGACUUCUUAAUCUUGACUCUCUUGGGACCUCUUGCAUUGGGUCAGAAUGGCACUCUCGUAGUUUAUGAUAGAAAGAUGCCGAAUAUACUAAAGCAAACAAACUUUGUCAGUUCUAUUGAAACGUCCCAACCAAAAAGGUCCAUGUGAAAGCCACCAACAGGAAUCUGGCCAUUGCACGGAGAACCCUCCCUCUGGAUCUGGCAAUGGGCCAUGAUACCAGCCACCAACUUCAGGGUGUUCUUUCUUGGUUUCUUGAUUAAAAACAGGUGCUAGUAGCAGCUGCUUUGUGGCUUAGUGACCUAAUUUGUGAAUGAUUUUCAAAUACUCAAAGCCAAUAGCUUUGUUAUGAACACAGAUAUUUGGAGUGGAUUCGCUCAUUGAUUUUGCCUCCUCGUUUCCCUCUGAGGAUUCCAGAACCUUCUGUUCCUCCCUGGGACGGAGGGAGCUCACGUGCCUCUUCCGGGGCAGCCUGAGUGGGCCCAGCGUGGGCCAGUCUGUUUUCUGAAGUCAUCUUUCCCCCUCGUACCCCUCACCUCAGUGGCAUUAGCUUUUUCUCAUUCUCCUUUUUCGUUUUCUGACCUCCUUUAGUCACACACCAAGCAUUUAGCCAGGCGAUGUGCUGAGAUCUGAGGACUGGCUGUGGGCUGACUUUCUGUUACUUUGUGUAAGUUUAUCUCCUCUCCGGGGCGCUUGCAGGCCGGUGGCCUUGGCAUUCACAUUCCGGUGCUCUCUGCAGAAGUGGCUUUUCAGAGAUGCUGUCUGUCGUGCUGAUUUGCAUUCGUUCAUUUAUUUGUUUAUUCAGCAGAUACUCGGGACAAGCCAGACAUUGUGCAGGGACCUAGGAAUGUAGCUGCCUACGACAGACCAUCUCCCUGUCCCCUCUAUUCUCCAUGUAGACAGCGGGAUAUUUUGCCCUUUCUGGAGAAGGAGAACAUUAACCUUCCACAUUUCACCCACUGCAGCCUGUGAUUAUAGUACCAACUACCGUCAUGCGGCCUUUACCCUCUGGGUGGAAGGUGGACAGCAACGAGGGUUCAGUCACCUGGUCGCUAGACCCUCGCAGCCCCACUCCAGCUUGAAUUUCUGAGAUUUCUUUUUGUUUUGAAUAGCUCCUCCCUUGACAGAGGGUGAGUGGGCAGUGUGGGCUGUAAAACUAAUGCAGUGAAUGAACCACAGCUGGAGUGACCGUCCGGGCCCCUGUCCUUGUUCCCCGGGCCCCCUCUGGGUGAAGUGAGGAUGAAGUCUAGAGUAUCUAACAGUGCCCUUGGGGUACCGCUCUAUCCGGGUGGUUAUUGUUUUGCUUUGUUUAUAUUUUGGUGUUUAGGUAAUAGGAGGACUCGGCUGGGUUUAUUCAGAGCGGGCGAGUCUGGGUUAUUCUUGAGCACACCUAUUGUUCCAUUUCCGAGAACAAGUGAGCCCCUCCUGCCUGCCUCCACUUAGUUUUGUCUGUGAAAACCUGAUUUAAAAAAGAAAAAAAAUCUCUGUGGCAAAUGGUGUUCAAAGUAAGCUGGUUGCCAUGACAACCUCCAGGAAAAGCCGCUUGUUCCUCUCUCUUUUCCCCUAGUGUUUUUGAUCACGGCUGCAGAGCCCUGGCCCACCGAAUGGCAGGGAUGGCUGCCCCGGGCUCCUGUCUACCUCCACCCAAGGCCGUUGGUGGGGAGGAUUUCUGCAGCCGCAGGCACUUUCUGCUCCUGGGGCUGAUUAAUGACUGAAGCACAUUCAGGAACCAGGGAUCUGUUUCCAUUCCCUUUGUGAAAACCAAUCAAUUACUAGAUUAGGGGACGGGUGCAUAAAAUCUUGGCUGAGCCCAAGCCCCUUCUUGGAAAUACAAGCCAUAAAAUUCAAAGGACGUCAAAGACCUCGGCUUGUUUAAGUGAGUUUGCUCCCAGCUGCGCGCGGCCUUGACCCGCUGCGUUUACACAGCACUGCAGACCUGCUGGCCAUGGAGGCAGGGGAUGCGCUUCCCAGAUGGUGAGUGGAGCACAGAUGGCGCAUGCUUGCUUGGCCAGCACCCCGUCUCAUCCCCCUUUUCCUUCCCUCCCCAGAAGACACUGCCUUUUCUCUUUCCAGGUUUAUUGAGGUAUUUGACGUACAGUAUUGGGAUUUUUUACAUACAGUAGAAUUCACCCUUUUGAAGUACACAGAUCCGUGAAUCUUGACAAACUUAAACAGCCUUGUAACCACACCCCAAAUCAGCAUAAUGUUUCCGUCACUCCAAAAAUUCCCCCGGAGCCUGGCAGUCAAUCCACUCCUCCCAGCCCCAGCCCUUGGCGACCACGGUUCGAUUUUUUUACCUUACAGUGUUGCCUUUUCUAGAAGAUUGUUGCAUCACCCGUGCUGUUUUGUGUGUCUGAUUUCACCACCAAGUCGUGUUCCGUUGCCUGGGUGUGUCCCACGGCCUCCUUGCUUUCAGAAGAAGUUGUUUGUCCCAGAGGCUCCCGUUCUAGGGUCUUCAGCUAGUUUGCUUGGCUACUUCCAGCCUGUUGCUCCUGCAGCUGCUCCUCCGAACUCCAGCUGUGCCCACAGGCAGUUCCCGGGGCUCGCACUUGCCUUUUCGGUUCACGUUAGGGUUUGA
Molecule: messenger RNA, 5585 nt
Organism: Molossus molossus (Pallas's mastiff bat)
Lineage: Eukaryota; Metazoa; Chordata; Mammalia; Chiroptera; Molossidae
Gene: GAS7
Product: growth arrest specific 7
Exons: 14
Coding region: 292-1545 (417 amino acids)
Biological process (GO): neuron projection morphogenesis; actin filament polymerization
Cellular component (GO): actin filament; plasma membrane; cytoplasm
Molecular function (GO): actin filament binding
Source: RefSeq, a predicted model, not a curated record